AUGCGGCGAAGUUUGAGCCUUGCGGGACUCGGGAGGAGCCAAACUGUAUCCGGGGAGGAGACCACCCCUACCCCGUUCCUUUUCAUGCUAAUUGAGCUGUUUGGCUGCGCGUUUGACCUCGGGCCGAUAAAACAAGCUGAGGAUUUGACAAGGAAGAACUCGAAGACUGGAAACGGCAGUUUUCUCAGAAUUUACGAUGUUUCACCAAUUGUACAAAUAAAUCGUCACUCCAGUCAGUUUCAGAGUAAUUGCAGCUAUGCAGCUGCUGCAGUUACCCACUGCUGUCAGUAUGGCGGUUUUAUUCUCGAAGGUUACGGUUUUGUUCCUCUGCACAAAACCGUGCACUCUAAUGGCUCCAGUCUCCAAGAGAACAAUACGGUGGUGAAUUCUAUCAUCUGUCAAGACUUAGUUGAAAGGACAGCUCAUCUGCAAAGAAUGUCCCUUUCCACGGGUGCUCACUACACACAAGCUCUCCACCCUUCACUUUUCUCCACUUUCUGGACUCCUAUCGUUACUUACCCAGAAACUGUCAACUUUAAGUAUCUUGAAGACUUGAAGGUCUCUUUUUGCUCUUAUACUCCAAUAGGGCCAACCAAGGACAGUAACUAGGACGUUGUAGGCAAUUAGUGUUUGUUGUUGAGUGGACCGUAUCAAUGAAAGCGGGAGGCAGUAACUAGUUUCUCUUUGUAGAUCCCAUAGCUGUGCCUGAAAAGGAGCUAAGUGGUUGUACAAAAGUCCUGCACACGUAUAAAACGUGUCUCCAGAAAGAUGCACUGGAGGGAAGAAAAGAAAAUGUGGGUGAUCCAGCAAUACAAGUGAUAGCGAGAAAAAAAAAACUUUGAUUUUCCACACCUUUGCUGUAUAAUGCAGUAGGAUAAAUGCUUUUCAUAUAUUAUUCUACUGAAUGUAUACAACCACCUUAUUAUGUAAGUAUACUCACCUUAAAAGAUGAACUCGGUUCUGAAAAACUAAGUACUUUGCCCAUAUUAUAUCAUUGGUAUAUGGAGAUAUAAGAUAUGGGGUCUUACCCCUAGCUAUCUCCUGGCCAACAACAAAAACGCUGAAAGUUCUGUCACUGUGUGGGCGGCCACGUUACUGUGGUGUCAGCCUGUGCACAAUUUCUACCUCUUAAAUCCUGUGCUGAUGUUUUCUCCUUGCCUCCCAAAUACCUCAGACACAUCUGUUUUCCCUUUUGACAUCUCUCUGCUCUUAUUGUUUAUACCCUACAGAUUUGCUUUUGAGUUUUCAUAGUAUUUUCUCAUAAUUUCCUAAGAGUACUUAAUCUCUCAAACAAGAGUAAAAGCUUAAUGAAAAGGUUUCUUACCUUCCCCAGAAGUCUCCACGGUGUUAGGCACAUAAUAAGUGUUCAGUAUGACCCCUCUGUUCUCCUACUUGUUAGUAGACAUCAAGAUCAGAUUUUUCUGCCCUCUGUUGAUUACUAUGGCUUUGACUCUUGUCUCUCUUUGAAUAAGUGGAACUGGUCCCAGAACUAAAUCUUCAGUUGUCUAUUACCCAUCUCCAGAUAGAUAACAGAAGUCACCAGCACCUCCAGCCCCCAAAUUAAGUUUAUCAUUUUCCUUCAUAUUAACCUGGAUGGAAGUGGAAGACAUUAUUCUUAGUAAAGCAUCACAAGAAUGGAGAAGCAUAAAUCCUAUGUACUCAAUUUUGAUAUGAGGACAAUUAA
Messenger RNA from Nycticebus coucang (slow loris), 1684 nucleotides. RefSeq lists its product as uncharacterized. Bases 1 to 609 code for a protein of 202 amino acids. The record is from RefSeq and is a predicted model, not a curated record. The transcript is spliced from 2 exons. NCBI's taxonomy places the organism in Eukaryota, Metazoa, Chordata, Mammalia, Primates, Lorisidae.